CUCGCGGCGGCAAAGAUCCCAUUCCUGCGAAACCCGCUGGAACCACACGGAUCCCUGACAAUCGGACGAACGGACAGAUCUCGGAGAGCAGGCCCAUGGACACCUUCAGCACCAAGAACCUGGCGCUGCAGGCGCAGAAGAAGGUCCUGAGCAAGAUGCCCUGCAAGGCCGUGGUGGCCACGUUCGUGGACGACACGAGCAGCGAGGUGCUAGACGAGCUGUACCGCGCCACCAAGGAGUUCACGCGCAGCCGGCGCGCAGCGCAGAAGCUGCUCAAGGACCUGGUGAAGGUGGCGGUGAAGGUGGCCGUGCUGCUGCGCGCCGGGCAGCUGGGCACCGAGGAGCUGGCGCGGCUGCGGCGCUUCCGGCAGCGGGCGCGGGGCCUGGCCAUGACGGCCGUAAGCUUCCACCAGGUGGCCUUCACCUUUGACCGCCGCGUGCUGGCCGCGGGGCUGCUCGAGUGCCGCGACCUGCUGCACCAGGCGGCGGGGCCGCACCUCACCGCCAAGUCGCAUGGACGCAUCAGUCGCGUCUUUGGCCACUUGGCGGAUGGUGACUUCCUGGCCGCGCUCUAUGGCCCCGCGGAGCCCUACAGCUCACACCUGACCAGAAUCUGUGAUGGGCUGAACCGGAUGCUGGAGGAUGGCACCAUCUAAGGGUGUCACCCAUCAGGGACGUGAGCCUGCACCUCUAACCCUUUCCCACACUCUGUGGGACUCAGGAGGACCAGAAAGCAUCAGCGCCAGCAGUUUAAAGGCCCACACCGGCUGUGCUCUGGGAGGCUGAGGCAGGAAGAUCUCAAGUUGGAGCCUGGCCUGGGCAAGUGAGCACCUCAGUGAGACU
This is a messenger RNA of Octodon degus (degu), 843 nucleotides long. It is a transcript of the gene Tnfaip8l1, whose product is annotated as TNF alpha induced protein 8 like 1. The record is from RefSeq and is a predicted model, not a curated record. The coding region runs from base 96 to 656 and encodes 186 amino acids. Gene Ontology annotation, biological process: negative regulation of TOR signaling; regulation of apoptotic process. The transcript has 2 exons. NCBI's taxonomy places the organism in Eukaryota, Metazoa, Chordata, Mammalia, Rodentia, Octodontidae. Gene Ontology annotation, cellular component: cytoplasm.